CCGGGGCUUGGGGAAUGUUCUUCCUCGACUGGUGGAGCAGUAGGACAGUCUCUAAAGCUGUUUUUGGGGCAGCGCUGAGACAGCUGGGCGUAGAGCUCCCGGGAAGGCAUAGCAGCCGGCGGGAGCGCCCCUCGGACUGGGGUUCAGCCGGGCCACUGGAAGAGGCGUGGAAGCUGGACUGCAGCCGCCAACCUGAGCCAUGGAGCGCCGCGCCCUUCUGCUCCUGCUCUUCGCUUUCCUGACGCCCGGGGCCCCCAUCCCCGUACCGCCGGCCCUGAAGGCCCUCAGCAACCUGCACUUGUCAACCAGAUUAACAUCCCGCCCCGCUAUAGACAUAAAGUACUCGAUUCACUACAUCCAACAAAAGGUUGAUCAUUUUGGAUUUGAUACUGAUAAAACUUUUAAGCAGCGGUACCUAAUAGCUGAUAAACACUGGAAGAAAGAUGGUGGGUCAAUACUUUUCUACACUGGUAAUGAAGGGGACAUUACCUGGUUUUGCAAUAAUACGGGGUUCAUGUGGGAUAUGGCUGAGGAACUGAAAGCUAUGUUGGUGUUUGCUGAACAUCGAUACUAUGGAGAGUCCCUACCCUUUGGUGCCAACUCAUUCAAGGAUUCCACACACUUGAAUUUUCUGACAUCAGAACAAGCUCUGGCCGAUUUUGCAAAGUUAAUCAAACACUUGAAAAGAACAGUCCCAGGAGCUAAAAAUCAACCUGUCAUUGCCCUAGGGGGCUCUUACGGUGGCAUGCUUGCAGCCUGGUUCAGGAUGAAAUAUCCUCAUAUGGUGGUUGGAGCUCUUGCAUCCUCUGCCCCCAUCUGGCAGUUUGAGGAUUUGGUACCUUGUGGUGUAUUUAUGGAGAUUGUAACUGCAGAUUUUAGGAAAAGUGGCCCAAAUUGUUCAGAGAGCAUCCGCAGGUCCUGGGAUGCCAUUAGACGACUCACAAGUACGGGCCCUGGCUUGCAUUGGCUUUCUGAAGCCCUUCACUUAUGCAGCCCAUUAACAAAUUCUCAGGAUGUCGAACACUUGAAAGACUGGAUCACUGAAACCUGGGUAAAUCUGGCAAUGGUGGACUACCCUUACGAGUCUAACUUUUUACAGCCUUUGCCUGCUUGGCCAAUCAAGGUAGUAUGCCAGUAUUUGAAAAAUCCCAAUGUAUCUGAUCCACAGUUGCUGCAGAAUAUUUUCCAAGCUCUGAAUGUAUAUUACAAUUAUUCAGGCCAGGUGAAAUGCCUGAAUAUGUCAGAGACAGCAACUAGAAGUCUGGGAUCCCUGGGUUGGAGCUAUCAGGCUUGCACAGAAAUGGUCAUGCCCUUUUGUACUAAUGGUAUUGAUGACAUGUUUGAACCUCACUCAUGGAACUUGAAGGAAUUUUCUGAUGACUGUUUUAAACAGUGGGGUGUGAGACCAAGACCUUCCUGGAUCACUACUAUGUAUGGAGGCAAAAACAUCAGUUCACACACCAACAUCAUUUUCAGCAAUGGUGACCUAGACCCCUGGUCAGGAGGUGGAGUAACUGAGAACGUCACAGACACCUUGGUUGCGAUUACCAUCCCAGAGGGGGCCCAUCAUCUAGAUCUCCGAGCCAACAAUGCCUUUGAUCCCACGUCUGUGCUGUUAGCCCGCUCCCUGGAAGUUAGAUACAUGAAGCAGUGGAUCAAAAAUUUCUACGCCAGCCUGAGAAAGAAGCGCUGAGCAACUUUUGAUCAUUUUCAGUUUCUUUUAUGUUGAUUUCACUCACAUUCCCAUUCACUUUGGUUUUCUGCAUGUAAUUACUUUCCUUUGUUUAUCAGUAGAUGUGGCAAGGUGAAGGUUGAGAUAGAAAAGAGGGUGAUGGUGGCAACAGCAGCCAUCCCACACCCCAGGUCCUCGCCAUCUUUGUGCCACCUCCAGGAAGAAUCUCUUUGUGACAGCUUUCCCACAGCAUUAGUGGCCCUCACAACUGGAGCAGAGUUCCCAACUGCCUUUCGCAAGAGGGAGAGUCACUUCUUUUGUUUCUCUGAAAGCAGGAUUUCUCUUCAUUUUGAGGUUGAAGUUUCUUUGGCCCAUUUGUCACUCUCCACCCCUGUCCUCCCAAAAGGAAAAGCUGAACAUAGAUAAAAAUGAUGUAAUUGCAGCUGGUAGGAAGGAUGUCCAAUGCCAGUCCAGGAAAUGGAAGCCAUUUCUUUUGUACUUGAUUUAAUUGCUUUGAACUAUGCUGUAAAUAAAGAAUAAGGCUGGACCUUA
This is a messenger RNA of Equus quagga, 2224 nucleotides long. RefSeq names its product prolylcarboxypeptidase (gene PRCP). The coding region runs from base 200 to 1693 and encodes 497 amino acids. The transcript has 10 exons. Gene Ontology annotation, biological process: regulation of blood vessel endothelial cell migration; angiogenesis involved in wound healing; negative regulation of systemic arterial blood pressure. The record is from RefSeq and is a predicted model, not a curated record. Gene Ontology annotation, molecular function: serine-type exopeptidase activity; dipeptidyl-peptidase activity. NCBI's taxonomy places the organism in Eukaryota, Metazoa, Chordata, Mammalia, Perissodactyla, Equidae.